Messenger RNA from Trichosporon asahii var. asahii CBS 2479, 4338 nucleotides. RefSeq names its product DNA polymerase alpha catalytic subunit. Bases 1 to 4338 code for a protein of 1445 amino acids. The record is from RefSeq and is a predicted model, not a curated record. The transcript is spliced from 4 exons. NCBI's taxonomy places the organism in Eukaryota, Fungi, Basidiomycota, Tremellomycetes, Trichosporonales, Trichosporonaceae. Gene Ontology annotation, cellular component: alpha DNA polymerase:primase complex. Gene Ontology annotation, biological process: mitotic DNA replication initiation; DNA replication; leading strand elongation. Gene Ontology annotation, molecular function: single-stranded DNA binding; chromatin binding; DNA-directed DNA polymerase activity.
AUGCCUCCCAAGAACGACAGACUAGCGGCUCUGCGAGAGGCCAGAUCGAAAGGAGGACGCCUCAGUCAAUGGAAGUCUUCGGACGCCGAGAUCUAUGACGAAGUCACGGACGAACAGUACAGAAGUAUUGUUGGAGACCGGCUGGAGAACGACGACUUCAUUGAGGACGAUGACGGAAGUGGAUACGUCGACCACGGCGAAGAUGAGUGGGGCGGUCACGAGAGCACCCGCAAGGCCAAGCGAGCGCGUGCCCGUGCGAAGGCGGCCAAGGCUGGGACUAGUCUCCCGACCAAGGCGAAGCCUCGAGCGAGCCUGAACGACUACGCCCGCCCAGCGAACACGGGCAACUACCGGCCAGCUCCUGCCAACGAAGAUGACUUCAUGGCGUCUCUGCUGAACACUGUCACGGCUGAGCCAAGCCGCAAGAGAAAGUCGAGCCCGCCCUCCAGCUCAUUCCCUAGCUCGGACCCACCAGUGCCGAGUUCUGACUCUUUCUUCUCGAGCUCCCAGAAGCGCUACGGGGACGACAGCGAUGACGACAUCUUUGACCCGUUCAGGAGCAGCAAGAAGCCUCGUACUAAGGAUAUGUCGACGAAGCUCGAGAUCGAUGCUGAUGCUGAUGAUGACGAUAUCGGAGUCGACUUCAGUAUGGACGUCGACCCCGACGCAACCAUCGUUAAGGAGGAGCCACCCGACUCGGAUGAGGAAAUGUUCAUUAAGCCUCGGGCGGCUCGACCCACCGCUGGUUCCGCGGCGCGACGUGGUGUUCAGACUGCUACGAAGCACAUCGUCAAGCCUGAGCCCGCGGAGGAACUGGAGGACAUUGAGGUCGAGGUCAAGAAGCCGGCGGCAGCAGUUGUGAGCCGCAAGCCUCCGGCCGACCGGCAGCAUUGGCAGGCUGUGCAGGAGUCGCUUCUGCCUCCGAAAGAUGACCUGGAGACGGUGCGCGUCCCGCAGGGCUCGACAAAGCCUGAGAACGUUUUGGAGCAGGACGGAUCACUUCGCAUGUUCUGGCUCGACUUCCAGGAGCAGGACGGAGUCGUCCACCUCAUCGGCAAGGUCCUUGACCGCCAGAGUAACAAGUAUGUCAGUGCCUGCUUGUCCAUCAACGGCAUCCAGAGGAACCUUUUCAUCAAACCGCGAGCAAAGCGCAUGGUGGGACAGACCGAGUCGGACAUGGACGUCGACAAGACGGACGUAUACACCGAGUUCGACAGCGUCCGCUCUAAGCACGGCAUCGACGAGUGGAAGUGCAAGUUCGUGCAGCGCAAGUAUGCAUUCGAGGACCACGACAUCGAACGCGGCGAGAGCGAAUGGAUGAAGGUCACCUACCCCUUCACUCAGCCCGAGAUUCCGAUGGGCACGACGGGAGCGACGUUCAGCCAUAUCUUCGGUACGAACACCACUGCUUUCGAACUUCUCGUUCUCAAGCGCCGGAUCAUGGGCCCCUGCUGGCUGAACAUCACUGGCGCGGUGCCUUCGACCAAGGCGACGUCUUGGUGCAAGAUCGAGUUCACUGUCGACGACCCGAAGAACGUGAACCCGUUCUCCGAUGACGAUGAGACCGCUCCCAAAGACACUCCCCCACUCACCAUGAUGAGCAUUGCGCUCCGCACGAUUGUGAACCACCGCGAGAACAAGACCGAGAUUCUUGUGGCCACGACGCGCACGUGGGACAACGUGAACUUGGAGGACACGACGCCACCCAACCGUCUCCCAUCGACGCUCAGCACGAUUGUGCGACCUAUCGAGAAGUUCCCACCUGGCCUCGAGCAGCGCGCAAAGUCUGAGCGAUCACCGUUCCAAAGUGUCAAGGCUGAGCGUGCGCUCCUGAACGCUCUUCUCGCUACCAUCCAGCGUCACGAUCCGGACGUCAUCGUCGGUCACAAUUUCCUCGGCAACACCUUUGAGGCCCUGCUGUACCGAUUGAAGGAGCUCAAGGCGGAUCACUGGAGUCGUAUUGGCCGAUUCCGCCGGAAGGGCUUCCAGAUCAGCAAGGCUGGAUCCAACCACCGCCUGCUUGCGGGUCGUCUCGUCGCCGAUCUCUCCAGUGACGCCGCCAAGGGCAUGAUCACGUCCACGACCUGGUCGCUGACGGAGAUGGUUGCCACGCAUCUCGAGACCACACGCGAGGACAUAGAUCCGGAGGACACUCACACGUACUUCGACUACACCCUCGACUCACCCGACAAGCUGAUCCAGUUCAUUCGUCUGGCAGAGAUCGACACGUACUUCCAGUUGGCCAUUGCUGCCCGCGUGCAGCUCUUGCCGCUCACCAAGCAGUUGACCAACCUGGCCGGUAACUCGUGGAACCUCACCCUGAACGGUGGUCGUGCCGUCCGCAACGAGUUCAUUCUGCUGCACGAGUUCCACAAGCUGAAGUACGUCUGCCCCGACAAGACGUUCAAGAACACAAAGAUCAAGUUCAUUAACGAGGAUGGCGAGGAGCAAGAGGUUUCGGCCGGACACAAGCGUGGCAAGGCCAAAUAUGCUGGUGGUCUCGUGUUUGAGCCGAAGCGCGGUCUCUGGGACACUUACAUCCUCGUCAUGGACUUCAACUCGCUUUACCCGUCUAUCAUUCAAGAGUACAACAUCGACUUCACGACUGUCGAGCGUGAGGAUUGCGAAGGCGAGGACGAGGAGAAGAUUCCCGAUGUGCCGUCUCGCGACGUUGCUCAGGGAGUCCUUCCGCGUAUCAUUGCCACCCUCGUCCAGCGUCGUCGACAGGUCAAGGGGCUGAUGAAGGACAAGUCUGCAGGUGCGGCCAAGCUCCAGCAGUGGGACAUCAAACAGCAGGCGCUCAAGCUCACUGCCAACUCCAUGUACGGAUGCCUGGGUUUCGCCGGAUCGCGAUUCUCUUCGCGACCCCUGGCCGCUCUGACAACGUUCAAGGGCCGUGAGAUUCUCACUCACACCAGGGAGCUGGCGGAGAGCCUGUCCCUGGACGUCGUUUACGGAGACACCGACUCGGUGUUCGUCAAUUCGAACGUCGUGAGCUACCCGGAAGCUGUCAAGAUUGCGAACGAGUUCAAGAAGCUUGUCAACGAGCGUUACAAGCUUCUCGAGAUCGACCUCGACGCCACGUUUGAGCGUGUCCUGCUUCUGAACAAGAAGAAGUAUGCCGCCGUCAAGAUCGAUGAAGCGGGCAAGAAGUCGACGGAGAUCAAGGGACUGGACAUGAAGCGACGAGAGUUCUCCAAGCUGUCCAAGGAUGCGUCGUCUAGUGUCCUGAAGGAGAUCCUGUCGGGUGAUGACACCGAGAAGGUUGUCGAGAAAAUUCACGAGUAUCUCAUUCAGCUAGGCGAGAUUGUUCGCUCCGGAGCGGUGCCCCUGGACGACUUCAUCAUCUACAAGAACCCCGAAGACUACCCCGAUAAGAAGUCUCAACCCCACGUCCAGGUUGCCCUGCGAAUGAAGGCGAAGGGCAUCGCGGUUCGCGCGCAUGACGUGAUCCCCUACAUUCUGUGCCUAGGUCCCGAUGGCAAGAGUGCCAAGUCCGCUCAAGCCGAUAAGGCAUUCCACCCCGACGACCUGCGCAGGCAGGGGUCGGAGCUCAAGAUCGACUACGAUCUGUACCUGGACUCUCAGGUGCUGCAGCCUAUCUUGCGAUUGUGCGAGUCGAUCGAGGGCACCGAGCGCUCGCGUCUUGCGGAGUGUCUGGGACUCGACCCGACGCGCUACGUGAGCCAGACGCAGAAUGUUCACGAGCGGCAGUUCUUCACCCUGGAGAGCCAGAUCAGCGACGAGGAGCGCUUCCGAGACGCGGAGAAGCUGUCGCUCAAGUGCCCAUCCUGUGCGGUCACUUUCGAGUUCGAGGGCAUCGAACAGAACCUGAAGAUCAACCAGAGCGGGCAGGCUGGAGUCGCCUGUCCUUCUUGCGCCAACAUGAUCCCGCAAGCCUCUGUCGCGCUUCAGGUCGAGCUCCUCAUCCGCAAGUACAUUGCCAGGUACUACCUCGGGUGGACGGUGUGCGAUGGACCUGACGGGUGCGGCCAGCGGACCCGAAACGUCUCGGUGUACGCGAAGCGGUGCCUCGGUUUCUCGCGGGAAGGCGGCAGGUGCAAGGGCAGUGUGCGGCUAGAGUACUCCGACACCGAGCUGUACAACCAAUUGCUGUACUUCCGUCACCUGUUUGACGGCGACAAGCUUCUGGACAAGGCAAAGGGCACGGGCAGGUACGACGAGGUGCGCCUGCUUGUCAACUCGAAUCAGCAGAUGAUCUCGUCUCUGACGGACGAGGUCGACAGGUUCCUGAACAAGAACGGGCGCAGGUUUGUCGACAUGCGCAGCCUUUUCGGCUUCAUGGACAACAGGCCGAAGCGUAUCAUGGUGGGUUAG